Centruroides sculpturatus (bark scorpion) is the source of this 712-nucleotide messenger RNA. It is a transcript of the gene mei-W68, whose product is annotated as meiotic recombination protein SPO11-like. Gene Ontology annotation, cellular component: nuclear chromosome. Gene Ontology annotation, biological process: reciprocal meiotic recombination; meiotic DNA double-strand break processing; meiotic DNA double-strand break formation. NCBI's taxonomy places the organism in Eukaryota, Metazoa, Arthropoda, Arachnida, Scorpiones, Buthidae. Gene Ontology annotation, molecular function: DNA topoisomerase type II (double strand cut, ATP-hydrolyzing) activity; DNA binding. The record is from RefSeq and is a predicted model, not a curated record. The annotation marks the transcript as partial. The transcript is spliced from 8 exons.
AUGGCUACUUCUAAAGGACAUGUAACUGGUAAUUUAAGAUUUCAAGAUGGAGAAAAGAAUUAUAUUGAUUGCUGUAAUUCUACAGGAAUACUUAUUCCUGCAGAUAUUGAGAAUAUAACAAAUGCAACAUUUCAAAAGCUACUAGAUGAAAAAUUUACAGUUCAUUUGGGGCCUUGCAUUAUAAUUACAGGAAAAGGUUUUCCAGAUAUAAAUACUAGAAAAUUGAUACAUAAACUAUGGAAUAUACUUCAUAUUCCUGUUUUGGCUUUAGCAGAUGCAGAUCCUCAUGGUGUAGAAAUUGUGUGUGUGUAUAAAUUUGGUUCAUUAUCAUUAGCACACAAUUCUGAUAAUUUGGCUGUACCUUGUUUAAAAUGGAUUGGCAUUCAUCCUACUGAUAUAGAUAGAUUACAUAUUCCUGAAAAAGCAUUAUUACCUCUUACAAAACAUGAUAUCAGCAAAGCUAAUGUUUUACUUAAAAGAAUUUAUAUUCAGCAAAAUCCCAUAUGGGAGCAUCAGAUAAAAACAAUAUUAAAGCUAAAUAAAAAAGCAGAAAUCCAAAGCCUAUGUGAAAUAUCAGAUACUUUUUUAUGCAAUGUUUAUCUGCCAGCAAAAAUACGACUGGGAGGAUGGAUUUAAUAUUUUUGAAUCAUAAAUUAGAAUAUUUUAAAUCUAGAAAAUAGUCAUAUGUCAUGAUAAUAAAUUUUAUAACAGU